Aspergillus mulundensis is the source of this 651-nucleotide messenger RNA. RefSeq lists its product as uncharacterized. Bases 1 to 651 code for a protein of 216 amino acids. Lineage: Eukaryota; Fungi; Ascomycota; Eurotiomycetes; Eurotiales; Aspergillaceae. The record is from RefSeq and is a predicted model, not a curated record. The transcript has a single exon. Gene Ontology annotation, molecular function: catalytic activity.
AUGACGGACCCCCUAACCCUACACCCGCCAACAACCCUCCUCUCCGCCCUUUGCGCCUGCAUCAAAACCGAAAUCCACCCGCUCUCCGCCGCCGCCGUCGCCCAAGGCUCCAAGCUCUUCGGCGCCGCCAUCCUCCGCAAAUCCAACCUCUCAACUAUAAUCGCGCACACAAACCAAGAAGGCACGUCGCCCCUCUGGCACGGCGAAACCUGGACAAUCACGCAGUUCUUCGCGAUCCCAGAGACCAAGCGGCCGCAUGUCAGCGAGUGCAUCUUCCUAACGACGCACGAGCCCUGCUCGCUCUGUCUCUCGGCGAUCCUGUGGGCGGGGUUCGACAACUUCGUGUACAUGUAUACGUACGAGGAGACGCAUGCUGUGUUUGAGUGCCACGGGGACCUGGAUAUCUUCAACGAGGUGUUUCAUGUGGCUGAGGGGGACGCAAGGCAGGCGAGUUUGGAUGGGAGGGAGAAGCAGGUGAGGCCGCAGUAUAAGUUGCGGAGUGGGCGGUUGGUGGCGACGAGUUUUGCGGAGCUGUUGGCUGCGAUUGAGGAUGGUAACGUCCAGAAGGAGUAUGUGGGAUUGGUGGAGGGGGUCAAGAGGAGUUAUGGGCGGCUUUCGGAGGCGUAUAGGCGGAAUAUGGGGGUGGAGUGA